Messenger RNA from Closterium sp. NIES-65, 930 nucleotides. The record is from the annotation of a GenBank genome assembly. Lineage: Eukaryota; Viridiplantae; Streptophyta; Zygnematophyceae; Desmidiales; Closteriaceae.
AUGCUCUCCUCUACGGCCCUGUUAGCCGUUCUCCGCCUGGCAGACGUUCUCACCUUUGCGGAUGGCUCUGCUGCUGACGUGGCUCUGGGCAGAGGCAGCAGCAGCAUAGGCAGCAGCAGCGGUAGCAGCCUAGGGAGCAGCAAGGGAGGAGCAGCGGUGGGGCUAGGCAGGGUGGUGGCGGGCCUGUUUGCUCCCAGCUACUCUGUCUCUGUCGCCCCUGCUGGUGCUGUUGGUGGUGGGGGAAAAUUGGGGAAGGGAGGGAAGGGUGGGAGGAGCAGGGGCGGGCGCAGUGGGUUUGUGCCGCUGCAUACUCUUGCUAGGGUGCUGCCGCUGUCGCUCUCAUAUCUCCUCUACAUGGUGGUGGGCAUGGCGAGCAUAAGGGGAGUGAACGUGCCCAUGUACACGGCUCUCAGGCGCACCACGGUGGCCUUCACCCUUCUGGCCGAGCGACUGCUGUCAAGCAAGCGACACUCCUCAUACACGCUCAUCAGUGUGGCAGUCAUAGUCACAGGAGCACUGCUCGCAGCACUAAGGGACUUCUCAUUUGAAGCAUAUGGCUACUCACUCGUCUUCCUAUCCAACAUCACCACCGCACUCUACCUCGCCUUUAUUGCAAGACUCGGGAAGGCUACCGGGCUUAACAGCUUCGGCCUCAUGUGGUGUAAUGGCGUCAUCUGCAUCCCCGCCCUCCUCCUCUGGACAUUCCUCUCGGGGGAGAUUCAACGGGCGCUCGACUUUCCAGCGCUGCUGCAACCCGAUUUCCUGGCUGUGCUGUCCAUGUCAUGCCUCAUGGCCUUUGCUCUCAACUACACCAUCUUCCUCAACACCUCUCUUAACUCUGCCCUCACCCAAACCAUGUGUGGCAACAUCAAGGAUUUAGGAACGGUUGGAAUCGGUUGGGCACUUUUUGGAGGCUUGCCUUUUGACCUG